Messenger RNA from Spizellomyces punctatus DAOM BR117, 1437 nucleotides. RefSeq lists its product as uncharacterized. The transcript has 2 exons. The record is from RefSeq and is a predicted model, not a curated record. The coding region runs from base 648 to 1283 and encodes 211 amino acids. Lineage: Eukaryota; Fungi; Chytridiomycota; Chytridiomycetes; Spizellomycetales; Spizellomycetaceae.
GUUCGAUCAAGAAAAGCCCAAUAACGAAAUUACGAUGAUUAAAGGGGGGUCAAAAGGGAACUUGGGGAAAGUCCUUUGGUGGUUGCAUGCGUCUUUUUCCUCUUGGCCCAUCUGGCGUCUUUGUUGCAUCAGCCUCGUUAUGUCUUUUCCAAUCGUCAUCACCUGCGUCAUUCCUCAAGCCUUCCCUUUGACUUUCCCCUUUCUCCCCGUCUCCAUCUCACGGUUAUUCCAAUGAUGAAAAAAAAGGAGGAUACAGUUGGGUUCAUGCAUGUUCCAAUUGUAAAGGUGAGACACAAGAAGCGAUGUUGGGCGGCUGGGUCAUGUUGCUCGGCAAACGGACUCUUUUCUGAGGCUAUACAUCAUACGUCAACGUCAAUAUCCCUUUUUUUUAUUUUCAUUUCGCGCUAAUAUAAAUAAGCAUAUGGUUUUGGCAUUUCACCUCCUGUGCACUUGACCCCUGUCACUCCUCAUCUCCCCCUCGUUUUUUCUUGCCUACGUAGUUGAUCGUCGAUCGUCGUCGUGGUCGUUUUUGUUUUUGGUCUAUAAAAGCAGGACAACUUGAGAGCUCUCCCUUCCUCAUAUUCUACAUUCAGUGCUUCUGUGUUAUCUUUAUUUUAUACUUUUAACCUCGUCCCCAAAUCAUCAUCAUGUUGUUCAAGACGAUUUUGACGGCCAUUGCCGUGGCGGCUACUGCUGUCGGAACCAGUGCCUCUGGCAUUCUAUUCCAGGAGCCUCGAGCGGGUUCACAAUACGUUGCCGGUGGUCCCAUUACCAUUUCCUGGUUUUUUGAUCCCAACGGCAACACAUUUGCGGCUCAAGGAACAGAUCCUGUGGAGUUCCACUUGUCUGAUUUGCGCAACGGAGUCAACACUGGACAACUCAUUGGUGGGCCCAUUGCCCAAACGACUCUCCAAGCCCUCAACGCAACCGGCAAUCUUCCCGCUGUUGUGGAUGGCACAAACUAUACACUUCGCGCUUCGGCCGGAAACCCUCCCACCUACGCGUAUUCCCCCAUGUUCACCAUCAAGGCGACCGGGGGUGCCACUACCUCUGGUGCUCCCGCCCCGGCGCCGGCCACAAGUGCAGCUGCUCCUCCUGCUUCUACGGGUGGAUCGACACAGGCGACCGCCAGCCGCGCACCCGCAUCCAGUACCCCCAGUAGUAGCAGCACAGCUGGUCAGCAAGGUCAAUCUUCCGCGCAAAAAUCGGGGGCACACUCUAAUAUUCCUAUGUGGGGCGUGGGCAGUGCAGUCUUUGCUUUUGCAGGUGCCGCUUUGCUGUAAAGGUCACGGCAUUGUUAUUGACAAGGAAAUAUUUGUCUAUUGUGUAUGAAAUCAGUGAACGUGUACAGGAGAGGAGGAUGUACUUUUUUUUUUAGUACUGUAUAGUUGUUUACAAAUAGGAUAAUUGCGAUUUGGUUUUUUUUGCAUUGCCCAA